Molecule: messenger RNA, 3009 nt
Organism: Drosophila sulfurigaster albostrigata
Lineage: Eukaryota; Metazoa; Arthropoda; Insecta; Diptera; Drosophilidae
Gene: mio
Product: GATOR2 complex protein MIOS
Exons: 5
Coding region: 113-2746 (877 amino acids)
Biological process (GO): cellular response to amino acid starvation; positive regulation of TORC1 signaling
Cellular component (GO): cytoplasm
Molecular function (GO): protein binding
Source: RefSeq, a predicted model, not a curated record
CCGUCUGUUGUUUUUUUUUUCUUUCACGACUGAUAAGAAGCGACGCAAUUGAGAAUUGUGAAUUGUGUAAAACUAAUAAAAUAAAAAUUGUGCAUUUGCUGCGUGCAACAAAAUGAGCGGCAACAUACAUGGCAUCAGUUGGUUUCCCAACUUUCCCGACAAAUUCGUCUCCUGGGGCCAGGAAAUUAAUUUAUACGAGGUGCGCAGCAAGGAGGAAAUCCAACAGCCGCAACAACAAAAGAGUCGACUGCCCUACAUACCCUGCAAUUAUCUAUCCAAUGAGUCGCGCUAUCAAUACGCACGCUGUGUGGCCGCCUCCUAUCACAGUGAUCAACCGAUUAUCGCUGUUGGUUUAGCAGAUGGCAAAAUUGGUAUUUGCAAUUUUCGAGACACUUUUGACAGCAGCUGGGAGUAUACACCGCGUCAACAACGUAUGUGCACUUGUCUCGCCUGGAAUGAGUUGGAUGCCAAUAUUUUGGCCAUUGGCCAUGACAAACAUCGUUCGGACUCGUGCAUCACCAUCUGGGACAUUGAACGCGGCGUUCCCAAGGAAACGGCGAAUUUCUUUGGCCUCUCCGAGUCAACCAAUUCACUGUGCUGGGAUCACAAUCAUCGUGUUCUCAUCGCUGGCAUGAGUCAGAAUCUGAUUAAACUAUUUGAUCUGCGACAAAGCAACGCCACCUGCCAGUCCAUCAAGACCAAGGCUGUCCAAGGCCUGGCCGUUGCCCCCAAUGGCAACUAUCUGUGCAGUUACGUGGACUCCAUGAUUAUGCUGUGGGAUCUGCGCGCCAUUGAACGGCCUCUGCGUCAGAUCUCCUCAUCGCGCAAUCACAUGCAGCUCGCCUGGUGUCCAACGCGCACUUCACUGCUCUCCUCGCUGCAGCGGGACUCGCCUUACAUCACUUUGUAUGACAUUCGCAGUGUGGACAACGAGUCGAGUCGCGAAGUCUAUCAUGUGAAGCGUCAGAUUAGUCCGUUUCCUGCCAAGUAUCAGCACAGCAGCAAGUUUGCCGCCCUCAACGGAUUGUCCUGGCAUCCGCGUGACUUUGAGCGCAUGCUGCUGCUGGCGGAUGCUUUGAAUAUACUCGACUUUCGUCUGCCCGCCAGUUUGCAUACGGCUUACAGCAAUCGCCAUAAGUUGCCGCUGCUCAUGCAACGUCCUCUUUAUGCUGCUCCAUCGCCAGCAGUUGUUGCUGCGCCUGCCUCACCCACAGCGCCGCCAACAAGCAGCUGCAGCACACACAGUACAGGCAGCUCUCUGACCGAUUAUCAAAUGGGUCAAAAUUCGCUGAGUUUUGAUUUCCUGGACCGUGAGCUGCUCGAAGAGGAUCUGCUGGAGGAGACACGUCAACGGGCGCUGCAGGAUUAUGGCAUGAAUAAACCAGACAAUAAAAGGUUCGCUGAGCUGCAGCUGACGCCGUAUUUGCGCAAUGUGUGGACAACUCUGGGAAAUGUGUUUUGUGAGGAACGCUUGACGGGCUUGAAGUCAACGCUGGGCAUUAACUUGGGACACACUUCAGAGGCGCUAAUGGCAAGUUCACGCAUUGAAUCGCAGCUGCUCCAAUGGCCGGAUGGCAUCAACAAUUCCAACAAACUCGUGUGCUAUCGAAGCGAACAACGCGACUUGGCGCUGCAGCUGUGUGGCUGGUACUUUGACCAGGAGCUGGACAGAUUCAUAGAGCAACUCUAUGCCAACAAGGAGUUCAGUCGCGCUGCCAUGAUCUGUGUCUUCCACUUGAAAGUGCUGGCUGCCUGCAACAUUCUCUCACAGGCGGCGGAUAUGAUGCGUGAUCCCAGCAUGUAUCGCAUCACAGCAAUUGCGCUGUCCAGCUUCAAUGCGGAUCGUUGCAGUUCAACGUGGCGCAAUCAACGCUCCACGGCGAAUAUGCAGAUACAGGAUCCACAUUUGCGUGCCAUUUUCUCGUUCCUCACCAUGGAGAAAGAUAACUUUGAUGCCGUGCUCAAGGAGGAGGGCGUUUCUCUGGCGGAUCGUGUUGCUUUCGCCUGCAAAUAUCUGUCGGAAACAAAGUUAGCUGACUACAUAAAGCAACGUAUUCAGCGUGCAAUCGAAUGUGGUGAUUUAAAUGGUCUGCUGCUCACUGGAGAAUCGCUCGAUGGCAUCAACAUAUUGCAAUCCUAUAUGGAUGCCAGUUUCGAUGUGCAAACUGUUGCCUUGGUGGCCAUCAAUUACUUUAGGAAUGAGCAUUUUACGGACAAUCGUAUACAGUACUGGAUUGCCAGCUAUUUGGAUUAUUUAAAUAGCUGGGGACUGUGGGAGAAACGCGCCGAACUGGACAUUAAGAUUGAGAAUAUCCGCGCCUCAUCGCGCAGUUCACGCACCGUUUAUUUGAGCUGCAAUUUCUGUGGCAAGUCCGUGUCGAAUGCACUGUUGGAUGAGCCGCGUCCCCGAAGCACAAGCACGAGUACGAAUCGGUUGUCAUCGUGUCCCAGCUGCCGCAAACCGUUACCACGAUGCUCGCUGUGUCUGAUGCACAUGGGCACCAUGAUCAACACAAGCGGAGGCGGCGGCGGAGCUGGAGAUGCAUCUACGGAUCAGGCGGGCGGCUGGCAGUUGAAGCCGUUUGCCAAGUGGUUCUCCUGGUGCCAGACGUGUCGUCAUGGCGGUCACACCGAACACAUUAUGCAGUGGUUCAAACAAAAUUCCGAGUGUCCCGUGUCGUCGUGCAACUGUCGCUGCUUUGACAUGGAUGGCACCAAACUAAACGCAUUGCGUGACAUUUCCUAGCUGCCUAAGGCAAGCCUUCAAUGCUGCCAUUGCUGCAGACUAUAUAGACAUCCUACAACAACAAAACGCCCAUGCCAUAUGGUUCGCCUUAAACUGAAAAGUGUUCAUUGUACUUAGACAAAAACGAUUAACGGUUGAUGUGCCCAUAGCUUUAGUUUAUUAUGACCUACAGCUGUUAGCUGCUCAAAUUGCAUUUUAUACUUACAAUAAUUAAAACAUCUACAACUACAACUUUAUGACGAAAUACAAAAAUCAAAAUUUAA